AAUCUGUAAUUGAAGAUAAAGUGUACGUUUGAAUGUAAACAAAUACGCAUAAUACAGCUCAUUGGAUGUAUCUCUAUAAUCUAGUAUAUUUGAAUGUAUCUCUAAUCUAUAAUAGAAAAGUAUCGUAAGUUACUUAUACCAUUCACUUUGAAAGUUCGCACUCUGUUAAAAAUAAAGAAACAGUGUGCGUUUUGUUCUCGAAACUGCAUAGAACUUGUCAUUGAUGCAUCGUUUGAGCGAAUACGAAAUAUUUUAUUGAAAAUUAAGGAACCGUAAGACGUAUUGAAAAGAUACAAAUUCCGCGCGUAAAUAUUGCACACAUCUAUUCUAUAUGAAAACAUACAUAUUUUCCAUAAAUGUCAAAUCAGGUUCAUUAAUUUACUUUGAAACUUUUAAUAGAUUACAAAGAGAAAUAAAUGACUCAUAAAGCUACCAAUGCAUAUAUAUGUAUGUGUGCGUAAUUAUGUUUUAAGGACUAUCGCGUGUAAUCACAAGGGAUAUGUUUACUCAACGAUAAUUGAAAACAGAUAAUCUCGUGCAAUAUAAGUACAAAUGAAAUGAAAAACUACCAAAUUUUUAUUUUUAGUGAUUGAUAACUAUAUUUUUUUUUAAUAUCACAGUUAAUAUCGAAGUUUAAUCCACGAAAAAUGUUAAAUAUAUUAAAUAAUAAAUAACUGACGUACACCGACGACAUGAAAAAUCUAAAAUCAGUUUCAUUACAUCAUCAUUCAUUACAUAGUAUUGACCGAGUCUCUAUCGUCUCCGUCGUCGUAAGUGCCAAUUUGUGCAAGUGCGACAAGGACGUUUGUUUAAACGUUGUUAAACGUUCGAUAUCACAAAGUCAAGUCGAUCGAUUUAUAUACAUACAUAUGAUGAUUCUUAUUAAUAGACUUUCCUUUACUCAAAAAUUGCUAUGUAUCCCUAUUGCUGCUAUUGGAUAUUAUUUAGAAGGGUUUAUAUCCUGUCGUUAUACACCUCCAACUGCACCAGUAAUAGAGCAACGCGAAGAAAGAUUAUUAGCUAAUAUGAAUUCUAUGUCUGAUGAAAAAAGGCAUUCUCCGUUGGAAGUUAAUCUUCCACCCUCCUUGUCUAUAUAAUUAUUUAUAUAAUUUAAGUAUGUACUAGGAGAGAAUGUAAUAUAUAACAUACUUUUAUUCUAAUUAUUAGAACAUAAUAGUCAAAAUACAAUUGUAUCAUAUACAAAGAAUAAGUAUGUAUUUUCUAUGCUACUACUCCAAACUUGUAUAUAACAGUAUGACGAUAAAGCUGUCCAGGUUCAAGUAUGCUAUUUGGAAAAUUUUCCUGUAAGCAUUAAAGCAAAGAUAUUAACUUGAAAUGA
Bombus pyrosoma is the source of this 1339-nucleotide messenger RNA. RefSeq lists its product as uncharacterized. The coding region runs from base 693 to 1097 and encodes 134 amino acids. Lineage: Eukaryota; Metazoa; Arthropoda; Insecta; Hymenoptera; Apidae. The record is from RefSeq and is a predicted model, not a curated record. The transcript has 3 exons.